This is a messenger RNA of Geodia barretti, 969 nucleotides long. The record is from the annotation of a GenBank genome assembly. NCBI's taxonomy places the organism in Eukaryota, Metazoa, Porifera, Demospongiae, Tetractinellida, Geodiidae.
CUGGUGGAGCGAAACGCCGGCAGGGGCAGCCAUAUUGCCAACCGCGCCUACACCGCCACCGGCGCAACCGUACUGGACCGGGCCCGGGACGUCUGGAGCCGCGCCGAUAUGGUCAUGAAGGUCAAGGAACCGCUCGCCGAGGAGUUCGCCCACCUGAGGCCGGACCUGACGGUCUUCACCUAUCUCCAUCUGGCGGCGCAACCCGAGCUGGCGAACAUCCUGUGCGAGCGGGGCGUCACCGCCAUCGGCUACGAGACCAUCGCGCUGGACGACGGCUCGUGGGGGCGUGGUGUCCUCCAGGCGGAACACGGCGGCAGGGGCGUGCUCCUGGGCGGCGCCUCGGGGGUCCGUCCGGGCAAGGUGGUGGUGCUCGGAGCCGGCACGGUGGGCGCGUCCGCCUGCCAGGUGGCCGCCGGCAUGGGCGCCGACGUCAGCGUGCUGGACGUCAACCCUACCCGCCUGCGCUACAUCCACGACAUCCUGGGCGGCCGGCUCACCACCCUCAUGUCCAACCGGGCGAACCUGGAAGAAGAGAUCGUCGACGCCGACCUCCUGAUCGGCUCGGUGCUCAUUACCGGAGACAGGACUCCCCUGCUGCUGCCGCGGGACCGCAUCAAGCAGAUGAAGCGGGGCGCGGCCAUCGUCGACGUGUCCAUCGAUCAGGGCGGAUUCGCCGAGACCUCCCGGCCCACCACGCACCGUGAUCCCAUCUACGUCGAGGAGCGCGUGGUGCACUAUUGCGUCACCAACAUGCCGGCGCUGGUGCCGCACACCUCCACCUACGCCCUGACCAAUGCCACGCUGUCCUACGGCCUGGCCAUGGCCGACAAGGGUCUUCAGCAGGCGAUGCAGGAAAACCGGCCCUUGGCCCGGGGGCUCAACGUGCACGCCGGCAAGGUGACCCAUGCCGGCGUCGCCAGCGCCCUGAAGAUGCCCCUGGCUUCGGUGGAAGAGGUUCUUUGCGCAUGA